This is a messenger RNA of Thunnus maccoyii (southern bluefin tuna), 5359 nucleotides long. It is a transcript of the gene foxn2a, whose product is annotated as forkhead box N2a. Gene Ontology annotation, cellular component: nucleus. NCBI's taxonomy places the organism in Eukaryota, Metazoa, Chordata, Actinopteri, Scombriformes, Scombridae. Gene Ontology annotation, molecular function: cis-regulatory region sequence-specific DNA binding; DNA-binding transcription factor activity. The record is from RefSeq and is a predicted model, not a curated record. The transcript has 6 exons. Gene Ontology annotation, biological process: regulation of DNA-templated transcription. Bases 666 to 1898 code for a protein of 410 amino acids.
AGGUGUCAUUGUAGGCGGCAUGAACAUUGAGUACUUGUUUUUGGUUCCCUCAUAUUUAUCUUUUCAUUGCUUUACACAACAAUACAUUGACAGGAUCAUUGUUUAUGUACAAGAUGACAAGGGCGCCUCUUCUGAGCCAAAGUAAAAAAGCACAGUAGUCUCAUUAAUAAGGGUUCUUGGGUUGAAUUGGUUAAUGAUACAGGGCUGCUGGCAAUGUUGAAUUUUCUAAUGACUGACAACUCGCGGGUUUGUAGCCUCUUUACACUACUUAAUCUGGCAUGUGACAAAUUGAGACUUGAUCCUGGCUGAAUGAAGAUCAGUCUGUAAGAGCCAUCCACUCCGUAAGAUGGAGACCUUCCACUCAUUUCUGAAGUCGCUUGAUGGUUUCAUGCUCAUUUACACAUAACGAGCAGCUGGGUCUCGUCUGGAAAUGAGGUGGGCGUCAAGGAGUGGAGCCUUAAGUCGGUUCAGUUGCUUGAGAGGAACUCCUCCAAGGUCCUUCGGCUGGAGUCAAGAGGGGGGGAGAGCUGAGAGCCUCUCCGUCCUCACCAGGCGUGGAGGAGAGUGGCAGUGAGAGGAGAGGGUUGGGGAGUGGGAUAGAGGCAGACAGCUACAGGGGGUGUGCCCUCAGGGAAAACUUAAGAAAACAAGACCUCUUUGAUUUAAUGGGUCCAAUCAUUGGGAUGUCACCAGAUAAGAAAACGGAAAUUCCGGGUAUGCAAGAGGAGCGGACAGGGCUCAGAGGUGUUUGUGGUGUGGGAACACUGCCCGAGGCGGAGUGCGCGUCCAGUCCGCUGGCGACCAGCGUGGAUCGGACUGGAGGUAACGAGGAUGAGGAGCUCACCAACCUCAACUGGCUCCAUGAGAACCUGCUUCAGAACUUCACUCUGGGCGGCCCUGAAGCUCAGCCCAGCGGCAGCCCCCUCUUCGACAUCGAGGGAGACUACGGGUCCAACCAGGGCGCGUCGUCCUCCUCCUCAUCUUCUUCACACGGCAGAGGCAGGGAGCGGGACUCGUUGAAGUCUAAGCCCCCUUUCUCGUUUUCCCUCCUCAUCUACAUGGCCAUUGAGCAGUCUCCCAGCAAGUCUUUGCCUGUCAAGGAAAUCUACGGCUGGAUUCUUGAGCACUUCCCUUAUUUCUCCAAUGCUCCCACUGGCUGGAAGAACUCAGUGCGUCACAACCUGUCCCUGAACAAAUGCUUCCGCAAGGUGGAGAGGAGUUUAGGAAAGGCCAAUGGAAAAGGUUCUCUCUGGUGUGUCGACCCCGAGUACCGCCCCAACCUGAUCCAAGCCCUUAAAAAGCAGCACUUCCCUGCCGCACAUGCCUUCUGCACACCACCCGCCUCCCCACCCAGUGCCUCCUCACCCCCACGCCAUCUCUUUCUACAAGGCUGCUCAUUUAAAGAGUCUGACAUUGAUGCUGCCACUGCCAUGAUGCUCUUAAACUCUGCCCCCGGGCACCACGUUGACCCAUGCAAUUCUGAUAGCCCACUGGACCUCUCCAGACCCGACUCUGUCCUGGUGAGCAGCGAUCCAAAGCAGGACCACAACUACAGCAGUGUAGCCCUGCAGCGCUGCUCCUCCCGUUCCUCCUCCUCGUCCCUGUCCUCCCUCGACGAAGGAGGCUGCGACCGCAGGCAGUCCCGCCGCGCCGGCAGCGAGGGCUUCCACAGCGACGAGGACUCCGACCUCUGGGACGAGAGGGGCGUCCACCAAACUUCGCGGCGUCCGCCCGCCAUCAAGUGGCCCGCCGGCAAGAGGGCACGACGUGAGGCCAAGCCGGAGCUGGAUGAGGAGCUGAAGGAAGCGGCCGGCUCCUUGCUGCACCUCGCUGGUAUACGCAGCUGCACGGAGGGCUCCAAACGCACUGUCAAGAGCACAAAACUUAACAGGAAAUGAAGAUCCCCCCCCCCUCUACCCCUCAUCAGACUCCGGACCCUCUGAACCCUAACCUCUGACCCCUGAUCGUGUGUCCCAGUGUGCCUCCUUCUCCUUAUCUGAUCGUUCAUUGGCCAUUUUGAGCCUUUUUUUUGUUUGGGAUAUCCCUGUCCAACAAAACAAAUGGCAAUAGUAUCGUUCACACAGGAGAACAAAGCCAUAUAGAGACUUUUGUAACUCGGGGGUAACUGCCGGGGUGGGUGUUUGGGCUAUGGAGAACCAUCAAGAUACCUAUCCAAAAUGACCUGCCUGCUUCUGUUGGAUUAGACGAUUGUGAUUCAAGAAUUUUUUUCCUCUGAAAGACGAAAUGGGAAAAGCUGAAGUUUUUAUAACUCAAAGCGUUGCAUGCUUCCUCCUCAAACCUGUAUCCUCUUCCAAGUGAAUCUAUUUAUGAAGCGAAUGAGUGCAUGUUUGUAACAGACAAAAUCUAACCUCCUGGUGUUAUCAGUUUUUCUUUUUUUUUUUUUCUUUUUUUUUUGUGCUAAAGAAGAAAAAAAAAUGCCACUGUUUUUUUUUUUGAAAGGAAUCCUUACUCUACGAAUCCUCUUGUAAGAGAGAUGCAAUAAUUAAUCCACAACCUUAACUUUUUGACUUUAUUUAAUGGUGGCAUUUUUCAGAGUCGAGUAUGCUAGUUAAACUUUACAAUUAAGAGAAUGAAUGGAGUAGUAUUAUGAUCUUGUUAUGCGAUAAACUUAUUACACAUGAGCUCUGGCUCUAUUUCAGGAUUAGCAAGAUGUUGAAAUAGUAUUACUCUGCCACUGCCAAAUUUAGUUGCAAAGUUAGCUAAACUACUUCGCUCCGUUUUGUGCGGCCAUUACAUUGUUAUACAAAUGAAAGCUGUUUUUCUUUUCUUUUUAUUUUUGCAAAUUCACUGCUCAUCCUGUCAAUCCCUUUCAUUCAUCAGUGUGUUUUUGACGUUUAUUGUGCAAGACAAAGAACAUAUAUUCACGUGUUUGGUGACAGCCUAUGCAAAGUGAACAUCUGCCACCGUAUUGCCAGAUGUUCACUGCGUGUUCAUAGGUUACCCACCGUAGAUUUUAUUUUUAUUUUAUUUUGUGUGUGUGUGUGUGUGUGUGUAUCAUAGUGCAUGUUGAUGACUUCAGCCUAAACCUGAGAUGACGGUCGUGACAGGAAAGAGUUUGCUUUUCUCUUACUGACAAAGUAGUCGUACUGCUCCAGUGAAUAUGAUUGGUGGAAUGAUCUCCUUGCUACAGCUGUACAGUACUGUAUGUAUGCUAGGGGCCAGUGGGUACUCUGCUUACUUCUGGUCCUUUUUGAAUGCAGAGCUGGAGCGGACAGUAAAUUAACACAGCUUCUCCGCUCCAUUAUUUUGAGUUUGCAGUUUGAUUGUACCUCCAUAUGUGUUUUCCAUGUUGUUUUUUUUUUUUGAACCAUGUACUUUAGAAAAUUACAUAAUUACACAGCUAAUUUUUGCUGUUGGCCAAUUCUCAACUUGAGGGAAGGUGUGUCUGUUUUGGCUGAAAUUUAAAAAAAAAAAAAAAAAAAAGAAAAAAAAAAAAGGCGCAGAGCACAGUCAAGUGUAAAGAACGAGAAGCCGUGGCCAGAGAGAACUGGAUUCUGUAUGUGCAGUCGCUCGCAGGCGAGAUGUUGGAAGACCUGUGCUGCUCUCACGUUGUGCCCUCAGUUCUGGCUGGCCACUAGUGUUUCGUCUUUGCUCUUCCUCCUCGAACAAAAUAAGGAAGUGCUCGCUCUCUUCUCAAGCUGUGAAAUGGAGUGUUUAUUGUCAGUUGAUUGCAUGCAGUUCGUUGAGGGGAAGUUGCAAGCCACUUGUGUUGAAGGCCUCGAUUCUCAUUUGAGCUUUUAAAUAAAAAAGCCUGUGUACACACAACUUAUAAUACAAGGUAGCAUGGGAGCGUACAACUUGAACAGUAACAAACAGAUAAUUAUAUUAUUUCUUCCCACUGGAAAAAAAAAAAAAAAGUAAGGCAUCUCAUUGUGUCACAGUGACUGUUAGUAUAGCAUGCAUGGUCAGUGCCAAACAUUUUCUCGUGCCACUGAUGUAAAAAAACUGCAAACGGCCAUGGUCACUAUAUCCCCCCUGCUGCCACAACGUAGUCAUGAUUUAGAGCAACAAUGCCCUAGUUUUCUGAAUAAUCGGAACAGGAAAUGGGAGAGGACUCUGGUCAGUUUAGUGACUUAACCAAUCCUUUGGUUUAUUUUUGUCACUUUAGAGUGGGAGCUGUUUUUAGCAGAGUAAGCUGCAGUUCCCAGAAGUAAUACUUACAUACACUGGUCUUGUUUAGCUGUGAAAAAAGAACAAAUUAUUGUUCAUUAAUCAUUAUUUAUGACAUUAAUUUAUGGGAUUAUUGAAUGCAUACUCUAUCAAACACUGGUCAUUUGAAAGGAAUGACUGGGCACAUCCAUUUUUCUCCCUUUGUGAACUUCUUGAUAAGUAUUUUGUUUUUCUCCUUGUUUAUUUUACAGCAAUACACCUUUUUUUCCUCUCACUAUGUUAUAGUGAUUAAGUAUUUUGCCAAUGUCUACUGUCUUUAGAGCGGGUGUUUUUUUUUUUUUUCAAUUUAACCAUGACUGCCAGGUUUUCUUGAUGUUUUGUUUUUGCUUUUUUGUUAGGCUGGAUAGUUGAUUAACAGUAAUCCUGAAACCUUUUGUUGCCAAAAUUGACGUACAACUGGGGUAUAAAAUUUCCAAUGGACACAUUCCCCGUGUACUGUAUAAUUUCUUUGAAGCUGAUUUAAUCAUUUUUACAUUUGUCUCGUUUAUGUUUAGAUAUUAUGACUUAAGUAGUCACAAAUUGAAGACUAGCUCUCAAUCUUGUCACAGAUAAGAACUGUUUGGGGAAGGAAAAAAAAAAAAAAGACUGCCUCUCAUAACUCAUGCUUCCAGGUAAUGUUAUGGGGUGUAUCGAAAUGUUUGGAAUAUCACUGAAAACUGGAACAGACUAACUCAGUCGCCAGGCUGCUGCUGUGUAGUUACAUUUUAGAGACAACUGCAGAAAAUGGUUGGAGAUCUCACUCAUUCUUUCUGUAGCACUUGCAAACGAAAGGUUAUGAUGGUCUCAGAGUGACAGGGUUGCUGAACUGUCUGUGGAUGAGCCCACCUGAACAUUUCGGAGUCCCAGGACUAAAAAAAAACAAAAAAACAACUCAAAACCCAGUUGCUUCAUUGCUCAACAGCUGUUAUUGAAUAUUGGUUAUGUGAUUCUUUAAAAUUCUGUUGCAGUACCUAUGGGUAUAAUGAACAUUUUGUUGCAUUUGACAAAGCUGCCAGCCCAGUAUCGGUUUGUGUCAGUUGUCUGCCAUGUCUAUUGGACCGACACACCUUUUUGGUUUUUGUAUGCUAACCUCUGUUGAUAAAAUGUUUAUAAGAUUUAUUUUCGCCAAAGAUAUGCAAUUGCAUUAUAUAUGGUAUUACAAAAUAUUAAUAAAAACCUGUUCUUGUUA